Messenger RNA from Lycium ferocissimum, 1668 nucleotides. Its product is annotated as heat stress transcription factor A-4c-like. The record is from RefSeq and is a predicted model, not a curated record. Gene Ontology annotation, biological process: regulation of transcription by RNA polymerase II. Gene Ontology annotation, cellular component: nucleus. The coding region runs from base 250 to 1524 and encodes 424 amino acids. Lineage: Eukaryota; Viridiplantae; Streptophyta; Magnoliopsida; Solanales; Solanaceae. Gene Ontology annotation, molecular function: DNA-binding transcription factor activity; RNA polymerase II cis-regulatory region sequence-specific DNA binding. The transcript is spliced from 2 exons.
UCAUUGAAACCAGGAUCUCUUUCUUUUUAAUCUUCGUAGUUCACACAUGGGGUUCUAAUUAUUCCUUCAUAUACUAAUUAAGUCCGUCAAUUUGGAAGUCUUCCUCUUAAUUUUCUUUCCUUAAAAAGAUUUCAAACUCGUGCUGAUAUCUUUCUUGAAUUGGGGUUAUUUGGUGCAUGCGCGCAAUUCCAUCUUCCGAAACUGACGCUUUUGAUGUUAUUUGUCGUAUAAUAAAUUCUAGUCAUAGUUAUGGAUAAUUGUAACAACGGGUCAAGUUCUGCUCCGGCGCCUUUCUUGUCAAAAACAUAUGAAUUAGUCGAUGAUCCUUACACAAAUCCAGUUGUUUCUUGGAGUCAAAACGGACGUAGCUUUGUCGUCUGGAAUCCCCCUGAAUUCGCCCGAGACUUGCUUCCGAAGUACUUUAAACACAAUAACUUCUCCAGCUUUAUAAGACAACUUAAUACUUAUGGAUUCAGAAAGGUUGAUCCAGAACAAUGGGAGUUCGCGAACGAGGAGUUUCUCAGAGGACAGAGACAUUUAUUGAAGAAUAUUUAUAGACGAAAGCCGAUCCAUAGCCACUCUGCAACAGGACAAUCAGUGGCUCCAUUGACCGAUUCGGAAAGACAGGAAUAUGAAGAGGAAAUUGAGAGGCUAAAAAGGGAAAAUAACUUGCUUCAGUCAUCAGCUGAGAAUCAAGAGAAAUUUAAUCAAGAAUAUGAGUUUGGAAUUAAGUCUAUGGAACAACGUUUACAGAACGUUGCUCAGAGACAGGGGAAAUUGAUAUCCCUUUUGGCUAAAUUACUCGAGAGACCUGAAUUUUCAUCUGAUCUUAUUCAAUGCGCAAACAACAACAACAAAAAGAGACGGUUAUUAGUGUCAAAUUACUUAAGUCAAGAAGAGCAUGCAACUACUAACUCAAUAGUUGCACCAAAAUUAGACUUUGAGAUGGUUAAAAAGAUGGAUUCUUCAAUCAAUUUUUGGGAACGUUUUCUCUAUGGAAUUCGGACGACUCCAACAGAAGAUCAAAUGUAUGAUUUUGAGCAUACACAACCUUUACCUUCCCCGGUUGUUAUACACGAAAUGGAUAGUUCAUCUGAUGAUUCUGGCAAAUGUAUCGAUCAUUCACCAUCGCCUUCGAGGGAUAUCCUAUCCUCGCCUGAGUUAGGAGGAGGAUCAUCGAGUCCUGUCAUAUCAUCAAUUUAUGUCAAUUUAGAAUGUCAACUUAAGCCGUCCGAUCAGAGUAAUUUGAUUACUGAUGUGACAAAAAAUCAGGUUGAGGGUAAUGCUACUAAAACAUCUGAAUCAGUGUCAAACUCGGGUAAUGAUGUUUUUUGGCAACAAUUUUUCAGCGAGACGCCUGGUGGCACUGAGCCACAGGAAGCUCAGAGCAAGGACGUUAACGAAUUAACAUGUAAUAGCAGGUUAGCAGAUAACCAUAGAUAUUGGUGGAACCGCGGUUUUAAUGUAGAAAAUCUUGCUGAACGAAUGGGGCAUCUUAGUAGUCCAGCAACGGGAAACUCAUGAGUUGAUUCACUGUUUCCUUUGACAUGUAUUACUAUUGCUGGUUUUUUUUUUCUGUUUUUUUUGUCCAGUUUUGAUUAUCUGAUGUCACAUAGCAACUCUUGCUGGUUUGUUGUGUAAUAAAUAACAGAUAAGAGUUCCUAGUCC